AUGGAAUUAGAGGAUUACCAUUUGAGCAAGGGAAGGGUGUUUCUCCCUCCUUCCCUCAGCCAUGGCCGAGUUGGGGCCAGGCUGAGUGAGACCGGCACUGAGACAACGGUUACCGUGACAACCGAGCCCGAGAACCGGAGCCUGACCAUCAAACUUCGGAAACGGAAGCCAGAGAAAAAGGUGGAAUGGACGAGUGACACUAUGGACAACGAACACAAGGGGCGCCGCUCAUCAAAAUGCUGUUGUAUUUAUGAGAAACCUCGGGCCUUUGGUGAGAGCUCUACGGAGAGUGAUGAGGAGGAAGAGGAAGGCUGUGGUCACACACACUGUUUACGGGGCCACCGCAAAGGAAGGCGCCGUGGAACCCCCGGACGGAGCCCCACCACCCCGUCCCAGCCCCCUCCAGGGCCAAUGCUGCACUAAAUUCCUCUCUCC
This is a messenger RNA of Myotis lucifugus (little brown bat), 435 nucleotides long. It is a transcript of the gene PPP1R11, whose product is annotated as protein phosphatase 1 regulatory inhibitor subunit 11. Gene Ontology annotation, cellular component: nucleus. Gene Ontology annotation, molecular function: protein phosphatase 1 binding; protein serine/threonine phosphatase inhibitor activity. The record is from RefSeq and is a predicted model, not a curated record. NCBI's taxonomy places the organism in Eukaryota, Metazoa, Chordata, Mammalia, Chiroptera, Vespertilionidae.